ACUAAUUUUUCAUUUUUUCAAAAGGAUAGAAAAGAAAGCUAAUCUUGAAAAAAGUUAUGAUUAUUAUACCACGAUCUUUAAAUUGACUUUUUAUUCAUCAAUGAUUUUUAUAAUAUUAAACAUAUUCGUCAUUUCCUAAUAUGCUAAGUUAAGAAAUUAUAUGUUUAUUUAUAUAGCAUCCUGAUAUUUAAUAAUAAGAUGGCCAAUACAUACAAAACAACAAGCAAUCCAAAAUUGCAAGAACAGUCUAUGAAAACUGCAAUAAAAUCUCAACUUGUUAUUAAAAUCAAAAAGGAGGAAGAAGAAGAAGAAAUAUGGAUAUCAGAAAAAGAAUUGUACACGGAAGAUAGCAGCGAUGAAGAAAAAUUUAAAACGCAAUCACAAUUGCGUAGUAAAUUCGACGAUAAUCAAUCAUUAUCUUUGGUUAAAUCUAAUAUUGAACAACAAAAUCAUUCAUUUAUUUCAACUGAAAGUAAAAUAAAAUCAGAAAAUUCUAUAUAUACUCCUAAAAAUAAUAUUAAUGAAAAUCAGUUUGCAUUGAAAACUAUUGAAAAAUGUGAUAAAAUAUCAUUUAUAAAUUUGACUCGAUCAUCGUCAAUAGAAUCUUUACAAACCAAUCACUCUACAUCGGAAUCAUCUCUGAAUUCAAUUACAAAGGAUUUUUAUGAUUUUUCAAUUGUGGAAGAUCAAAUAGAAAAAAUGAAAAUUUCAUGGAAAACAAAAAAAGGAAGCAAUUGAAGAAACUUUAACUUAUCAAUGUGAAAAUCGAAAACGGCUAGAAAAAAUUUUAGCAUCAAAUCCAUGUGAAACUGGCAAACUAGCAGAAAAUACACGACAAUUUUUUUAUUUAUGUCCAAAAUACACUACACUAAAUACAGAUAGUAUAUAUCAUAUAUGUAUAUCUAUUAUAUUUAUUUAUAUAAUUAAAAAUCUAACAAAAAUUGAAUUCUAAAAAAUUACAAAAAUAGAUUUUCAUGACACUAACAACUCAUUCGAGACAAGUAAUUCUGAACAACAAUUAUGUGAAAAUGAAGAUAAAAUAAGUCUUUUAAAUCUCGAUAACGAAGAUAAAUGGAAAUUUAUUAAUUCAACUUGUUAUAUUGA
This is a messenger RNA of Apis dorsata (giant honeybee), 1104 nucleotides long. RefSeq lists its product as uncharacterized. The record is from RefSeq and is a predicted model, not a curated record. The transcript has 5 exons. NCBI's taxonomy places the organism in Eukaryota, Metazoa, Arthropoda, Insecta, Hymenoptera, Apidae. Bases 199 to 738 code for a protein of 179 amino acids.